UCGUCUCUAGAAUUGGGUUAGUUUUGUCGCCAUCACCACCAUUUCUCUUGACAACAAGCUUUUUGAUGCCACUCUCUCUUACUUUAACCCACCCCUUUGCCACAUCAUUGAAGCCACCUUCACUCAUUUUGAUCUUGUCACUGCUCUCUCUCCCUUAUCCCGAGUGAUGAAUCAAUACGAGAUGAGUGAUUAUCUUAAGGUGUUCAGUUUAUCCAACAUGGGUUGUAGUGCAAGUCUUUUAGUAGUUGAUAUUUUUCACCAAUUAUUCAAGUCAUGUAACAAUGCCCUUGCCACUGUCCUUACCUCGAAAUAUCUUGCUCCAAAUUAGUAUUGCCACAAAGUAAAAUUCAUGAUGCUCUCCUCUUGUCUAUUUUGGCCAGUUGGCUCCUCCAUAGAGUUGAUUGAUAAUGACAUAGCAAAAUAGUUUUAUGAUAGUUGUUUGAAUUUUCAAGUGAUCAAAAUGAUUACAGUGAUAUUUGGAUUGGGGAAUUGGUUUUUACAACUAAUGGGCAAGGUGGUGUCAGACGCGAUGGUAAGGAGAUUCAAAAAUUAGAGGGAGGCUAUGAGGGUUGUGGUGGUGCAUACUGUAGUUUGGUUUCUGUGUGUGUUACUUAGAUGGGAAGGUGAGAGAAGAGGUGACUGAGGAAAUAAGAGGUGACGACGGUGGCGAAGGCAACAGAUGAGAAGUGGUGCAGAAGGUGAGAGUAUUGAGGUGGUGGCAAUGGCGGUGUCAAAGAUGAGAAGGGAGGUGGUGAUGAUGAGAAAAAUAUAUUGGAAAGAUAUGUCGCCUUCGUCUAUAUCAUUUUGUGUAUAUAUAUAUAUAUAUAUAUAUAUUGGAUAUUAUAUGAAAGUAUUGAUAUUUUUCCCUCUUGCCUUCAAUUUUCCAUUAACAAAAUUAAAUUUGGGCUGUAAAAAUAUGAUUUAUAUAUUCAAAGGGUGAAGAGUGUUUCGGAAGAAAUCUUAGUUGGGAAAAUGUUGAUCACUCCGAUUUUGUAGGAAACCAAAGUCUAUACUAUUUUUUAAUAGAACUAAUUUAUUUAGAUAAAUUAGAAUUAGUUACUCCCUAUUUAAAGAUAUAAAAGAUAUUUAUUAAUAAAUAUUAUUUAUAUCCAUUAGGAAUUCAAGAUUGUGUAAGGAAUUGGAGUUAAAGAUCGUAUAAGGGAUGAUGAAAAUAGAUAAUCACAGUUGGAAAACCCUAGUUCUCCCAGUCGUUGCAUAUUAAAGAGUCGCCAUAAUUUUCAACUAACCGAGCAAUGCCUUGUACAGGAAGAAAAGUACGUCCAAUAACACCAAAUUCUUUGGUGGAGCCACCAUUACACUUUUUCAAGGUUAUCCUUCCCACUACCCUGGCAGAGAAGAAGCUGAGGAUUCCUGAAAGCUUUGUCAAUAGGUUUAGAGAUGAACUUUCUGCAGUUGCAAAGCUCGGUGUUCCUAAUGGUCAUGUUUGGCAAGUGGGGUUGACAAUUGAUGGGGAAAAUAUUUGGUUUCAGGAGAGUUGGCACGACUUUGUUCAAUAUUAUUCAAUCAGUAUUGGAUACUUCUUGGUUUUCAAAUAUGCAAAGAAUUCAACUUUCCAGGUCCUUAUCUUUGAUAAGACUGCUUGCGAGAUUCAGUAUCCAUAUAAUGCUCAAGAAGCUGUAAAUGAUGAGCAGGCUGAAAUUAAAAUUAAGCCACAAAGCAAUGUGAAGAACUCAAAGGUUGGGCCACCAAAAAAUAAAUUUAAAAUGGAAGAAAUGUAUGACUUUUUCUCUUCACUUGAAGAAAUGGGAAUCUACAUUGCUGAUAAACAUAGACUUCCUUCGAUAAAACAAAGAAAGAGAGCAAUUGAUAUCGCCAGAUUUUUCAAGCCAAGAAAGCCUUCGGUCAUGUUUAUUUUUCAACAGCAUUGUCUACGCGAACAGAUUCAUCUGCCGAUCAAAUUUGCUAACAAGUACAUAAGUAGCAAAGCCAGACAUAUCAUAUUUCAAAUUUCUGAUGAAAAAGAGUGGCUUGUCCAAAUCCAGAAGCUCAAUACUGGAGGUUUUCGUUUAACCAAAGGAUGGACUGGAUUUCUAAAAGACUGUGGCUUGAAGGGAGGAGAUAUCUGCAUCUUUGAGCCUAUGAUCAGAAAGAAAAACCACCUUACUUUAAAAGUUUCAGUAUUUAAUGCAGCUAUGGAGUUAACAUGAUUAAAAUGUUGU
This is a messenger RNA of Mangifera indica (mango), 2180 nucleotides long. Its product is annotated as B3 domain-containing transcription factor VRN1-like. The transcript is spliced from 3 exons. Lineage: Eukaryota; Viridiplantae; Streptophyta; Magnoliopsida; Sapindales; Anacardiaceae. The coding region runs from base 1254 to 2168 and encodes 304 amino acids. Gene Ontology annotation, molecular function: DNA binding. The record is from RefSeq and is a predicted model, not a curated record.